Mya arenaria is the source of this 3033-nucleotide messenger RNA. RefSeq names its product serine-rich adhesin for platelets-like. The coding region runs from base 1 to 3033 and encodes 1010 amino acids. The transcript has 2 exons. Lineage: Eukaryota; Metazoa; Mollusca; Bivalvia; Myida; Myidae. The record is from RefSeq and is a predicted model, not a curated record.
AUGACGUCGGCACCUUUAUUUGUAACCCAAAAUGUUGAGUUUGUGUCGUCUUUUGACAACAUGAUCCCAAGCCCUAUGAGUGAAAUGCCUUUUCAAAACCCAGAAAAAACAGUCGUUAAUUCUUCAGAUGUCAACAUUGCAUCUAGCACUAACAACGCGAGUUUCUCGUCGCAUGAAUCAAUAACUUAUUUCAAUGCAUCAGGAGGUCAUACGCAGUCAGUCGCAAACGUGAACGAAGUCAUAAACUUUGCAUCAAAUAAUAGCAUUCCAAUUCUAGAACCAGAUAUAAAUGGUACAACUGAUAUUUACAAUGUCAGUUCCACGCAUAACGAUACUGUUAUGUACGACUACUACGAGUUCCAAACAAACUCUACCAACACCAAUGCUACAGAUAUGUAUGACUACUUUUAUGAAACGACUACAGCGAAUUCCCUUUUUGAGAAUGCCAUCUACAGCCAAGAAUCAACAACAACACAAAGUCCAGUGGUCUAUGAUAUCAAUACAGAGCUGACUAGAGAUGAAACUAUAAAGGUAGCUGAAUUCCUCCCAAGGCAUCAGGAAAUAGCAGCAACCUUAACCAUCGAUCAUCCUCCACCGAUAUUUGCGACACUGGAUCAACUGGGAGUGCAAAAUGACAUCAAUAAUAAUAUUAAUAAAGACACCAAAUUUCAAAGAACUGAAACAGCAUUUAACGAACUUACUUCCAAUGAGGUAGUGAAUGGUAGAAGCAUCUCAGUGCCAGACUCCACUGCCGGUUCAUCAUCACAAAAAUCUUUGGGUCCAGUUGCUGUAGAGAACAAUCUUUUUGACGUUAACAGAGUUAGGGAAAUAUCAGUCCAAGCAGCAUUAAAUGCCCUCACUCGCCAGUCAAUUAGCGAAGCUCAACGUCCAUUAGUAAAUUCAUUUCCCAGUGAAACACUUGUAAAUUCCAUUCAAAGUGCUCCAGUGCCGCGUGGUUCACAAACAAAUUCUUUGCCAAGUAACACGCCCACCAAUUCAUUCUCCAGUGGAACACUGACAAAUUCUGUUCAAAGUGCUUCAAUGCCGCGUGGUUCAUUGAUGAAUUCUUUGUCAAGUAACACGUUCACCAAUUCAUUCCCUAGUGAAACCAUGACAAAAUCUGUUCAAAGUGCUCCAAUGCCGCGUGCCUCAUUAACGAAUUCUUUGUCAAGCAACACGUUCGCCGAUACAGUUUCAGGAGAUUUGUUUACAAGAGGAGCGUCCCCUGUACCAACCGUAUCUGCUAACGCCGGUGAAGCUUUCCAAGUGGAAUUAUUCCCGACAGGGCGACCAUUAAAUAGACUUAAUAGAGUUCCUACUAUGUCAGAACAAAACAUAAACACUGUGUUAAACAACCUGUCUCCUAUAAGUCCAGACAUUGCUCCUUUGUUACCAGAUAGUGGUGUAUUCGGAGGACCGUUCGAUGCAGCGAACACCGCCACUUUAUCACGGACAAAAUUCCACGAUCAGCAAUCCCUUUUAGCAAACAGCGGUCUAUUCGAAGGAACGUUAGAUGCAACGAACAGCACCUCUUUAUCAAGGACAAAAUUCCACGAUCAGCAAUCCCUUUUAGCAAACAGCGGUCUACUCGAAGGAAUGUUAGAUGCAGCGAGUGGUGUUUCUUCACCAAACACGAAAUUCCACGACCAAAAAACCCUUCUAACCAUGGUAUCAGAACAAAUCUCAAAACGUCAGCCAACUGGACAGUCGUCAGCUUCGAGUAUCGUUCGUACAAACACACGUUUACCAAUGUCUUCAAUAUCGCAAAAUCGAAUGCCUUUUACAGGACCGUCACAGGUCAGGGAGAUGGAACUUCCUGUCCAUAGAAAUAACAGACUUCCAAGACCUUCCCAUACUCCAGCCAGCAGGAGCGUUGAUGUUCCUCUUCCUCCUCCCCCACCCUUUGAUCUGCCAUUUGUACCAACAACUCAGCCUGCCACAAGACUGACAGAUACCCGUGUGCCAGAUCCAACCAUACCGCCUUCAAGACCCGCACAGCAACCAUCCAUGCAAUUAGUUGUUAACGAUGGACUACAAGAAACCGGUGUAGGAUUUGGUUUUGAUUCUGUUCAAUUAUCGCCACAUUCAGGGACGCAGCCACCAACUAUGCGAUCAGUUGUUAAUGAUAGACUACAAGAAAACAUUGGAGGAUUUGGUUUUGAGUCUGUUUCAACAUUACCACAUUCGAGAGGAACACUGCCACCAACUAUGCCAUCAAUGAUAAACAGUGGAGUACGAGACACUGUUUCAGGGUUUGGUUUUGAUUCUAUGUCAACAACUAUCUCGCCUGUUGCUAAGACCAUUCCUAACGCAGAUGUUCGUGCCACAGAGUUCUUCCUUGAUCCUAUUUCUACCGAGCCGUCGCCUAGUGCACAACCUAGUGCAUUUGACUCCUUUGCAAGAAACACUGCGAAUGAAGCUGCAAAUACAGGAGUAUCUGAUCAAACAAAGCUAUCUGUUCAAACCACUCCAAAGACUUUAGAUGCUGCAAGUGUGCCAAGUAAAUCUACAAAUACGCCGUCUGUUGGUAAUGGUUUGAAAACUGGUGCUAUGGGGUCGGCUUCUUCGAGUGACAGAAUGCCAUCUGAAACCGUUGUGCAAUAUGAUAUGACACCUUUCAAAAAUAAUGAAAACUGGGCCAUAUUUGACCCAAGUUCUGCAAGUGGUUCUGUGGAUUUUACAAACUUUGGACCAAUUUUGGACAUCCCAGUUGAUAAUCAGGUAGCAUUCACUAGUAACAAAGAUGUUAACUUUGCAAGCAGCUUUUCACAGGCUGUUCCACCAGAGCCCGCACCCAAACUAAAAAGUCCUUCAGCCGCAUCAGUUGCACAAAACCAAGCAACAUCAGCAACAUCCAACAGCAUUUCAACAACACCUAUCGAACCGACAGCGGGCAGCGCUCAAGCUCUUGAUGUAGUAGAAUUUGUAUCAAUGGACCAAACAUCAAACAAUAUACAAAACAAUGCAGUUUCAAUGGACGCUAGGAUGCGUUUGACAGGUGUUAAUCUGCCACCUCCGCCGCCUUUUAAGUAA